AAUAUAUCCUCAGUCCUCUCGAUAUCCACCAUUCAACCAUAUCGAAAUUUUGGUCUUACAAAUCCCACCUUGACAUUAUCAUCAUAAUGUGAUUACAUUCUCAUAAUAAAAUUAAGAACAAAUUUUUAAAGAUGGAGUUUACGGCUGCGACAUUAGGCAUCAUGUGGUUAUUAUUUUUCCCAAUCUUGGGGUGUAAAGCUCAUGAAGGUGCUGGCGGUGGUGGUCCGUCUAAUUUUGCACCAAGUUGGAUGACUGGUUUUCAAAGAGGACCGGAAACUGGUGGCACGUUAUAUGGUGUUCCAAGUCCCUCGCCGCCUUCCCAUAUAGGUCCACAGCCUUCAGAUCCACAGCCUUCGACGACGCCUCACCCUUCAGAUCCACAGCCUUGUACGACGCCUCACCCUACAGAUCCACAGCCUUCAACGACGCCUCACCCUUCAGAUCCACAGCCUUCGACGACGCCUCACCCUUCAGAUCCAACAGGGCCUCACCCUUCAGGUCCUGAUGCAUCACAGCCUUCAACUACUCCAGCAGCAUCACAGCCUCCAGCUAAGAUAGUAAAGGCCUUGCAUAAGGAUGAAAUGUAAAGUUUGAGGAGUCCUGUAUAUUUAAAUUUUGUAAAUUCUUCCAUGUAAUCUUGUAUUGUGAGAAGAUACAAGAGUAAGUUUUCCUUGUUAAUAUUAAUUAUUUUAAUAUCUUAUGAAUCACAGUGCUG
This is a messenger RNA of Daucus carota subsp. sativus, 715 nucleotides long. RefSeq lists its product as uncharacterized. The record is from RefSeq and is a predicted model, not a curated record. The coding region runs from base 132 to 587 and encodes 151 amino acids. NCBI's taxonomy places the organism in Eukaryota, Viridiplantae, Streptophyta, Magnoliopsida, Apiales, Apiaceae. The transcript is spliced from 2 exons.